CACAGUAUGGAGCCCGGUAAUUGUGACAGAGUGGCACCUCGUUCUUUCUACCCUUUCUUCGCUCCAAACUACACCCGAUUAUAUUUAGACCACAUCAUGAAGUGCAUCGCCCGCACGGACUUGGCACAAGAGCUGCAUGCAUAAUACAGGCCACACUAAACAACGAUGUUAUUCAGAUUCGGUGUGAUUCUCACUCCGGAGUCUUCAGAUGAAGAGGUCUUUGUUUUGGGCUCCCGUGAGGAAAUGGGCCACUGGGACCCGAGCAGAGCGGUGCCGAUGAAAGCCACACAGAAGCUGCUGUCAACUCACGAACCGAGCCUGUGGAUCGGCGACGUGCAGCUGGCAGAGCCCUAUAAAGACCCGCUGUGGUUCAAAUUCAUCAAAAGAGUCAGGGGCACCUGUAUCUGGGAAGGUAGCGGCCCGAGCCAUGACAGAUGCUGCUCAUAUGAUGAGAGGAACAUGGUGGAUGGAGUGUACUGUCACCCGAUUGGCCACUGGAUAGAGGAAGCAGGACACACAGAUGAGAUGAAGCACACGACCAACUUUUACUUCAGUGUGGCAGGUCAGAAGGCCAUACAUUUCUCCAGGAUUCUGCCACGGGUUUGGCUGGGCAGCUGCCCUCGACAGGUAGAACAUGUGACGAUCAAGAUGAAGCAUGAAUUGGGCAUUACUGCAGUGAUGAACUUCCAGACAGAGUGGGAUCUGGUGAACAACUCCUAUGGCUGCAGGAGGAAUCCCGGGGAAGCCAUGACCCCGGAGACCAUGAUGUAUUUGUACAAAGACUGUGGCCUGGUGUAUGUGUGGAUACCCACGCCUGACAUGAGCACUGAGGGCCGUGUCAAGAUGCUUCCCCAGGCUGUAUACUUGCUCCAUGGCCUUUUAGAGAAUGGUCACAAUGUGUAUGUUCACUGCAACGCUGGAGUAGGCAGGUCAACGGCGGCCGUGUGUGGCCUGCUCAUGUACGUCCUCGGCUGGAGCAUGAGGAAAGUGCAGUACUUUGUUGCAGCCAAGAGGGCAGCGGCGUACAUAGAUGAGGAAGCUUUAGUCCAAGCCCAGGCAGAUUUCAUCAAGAAGUUCGGACAACUGCGAUCAUCUAUCUCUUACCCAGAGACAUAAGACUUGAGUGUGAUUGUACUAAGGAACGCAAAUUUGAUGCAGAAUUUGCAGCUAUGGAGGGCUCUACUGGGCUGGACUGAAAAAUAAACACUGUACCGUCAACAUGGAAGGUGUGAGAGGGUGAAAUAACCUGUAACAAGAAAAUAAACUUCUGUCUACUUAAGUCUGUCAGUCUACUAUGACGCCAACAACGGAGACCAGAAAGGGAGAACGGGAAAAUAAAAAGGAAAGAAGAAGAGAGGAAAUAUACAUAGAGAAAACUAACAAAGCCUCAGGUUUCCUUAGAAACAAAAUAUAUAAACAUUAAUGUAAGAUGUAAUGUCAGUAUUCAAAUAGUCGGGAUCUGGUGAACAUGUUUUCUUUUAGCCAUUUUUUUGUAAUAUUGAUAAACAGAAUUGGCAUUAUGAAAAGGCAACCUUGAUGGUUGAGUGAGAGGCACACAGAAAGAAAGCGAACGUAAUAAAACCAUCCAACACUG
Monopterus albus (swamp eel) is the source of this 1594-nucleotide messenger RNA. It is a transcript of the gene epm2a, whose product is annotated as EPM2A glucan phosphatase, laforin. NCBI's taxonomy places the organism in Eukaryota, Metazoa, Chordata, Actinopteri, Synbranchiformes, Synbranchidae. Gene Ontology annotation, molecular function: starch binding; carbohydrate phosphatase activity; protein tyrosine phosphatase activity. Gene Ontology annotation, cellular component: cytoplasm; nucleus. The record is from RefSeq and is a predicted model, not a curated record. Gene Ontology annotation, biological process: protein dephosphorylation. The transcript has 4 exons. The coding region runs from base 166 to 1116 and encodes 316 amino acids.